ACCAAAAUCGAUUCGGCCAUGGCAAAGGAAUCUCGUCAGGUGUCGGAAUUCACAGAUUUCGGUGGCCUACUGCAUUUUUUCAAAAGUAAGAUGAUCUUCGAAAAGGAAGAUUUCGAUCUUUUGAGAGAUUAUUGCGACAGUGAUGUUGAUGAUGAUGACGUAAUAGAGGAGAAGAGACAAAGUGUUCCCUUCGACAAGGGGCCCGUUCUCAAAUACAUCAGCCAAGUCCGCAAUAGCGGUGGUUUUGAUGUGGAUGUGAAGCUCCAUCGUUGGCUGGAUCUGGGCUGGUUUUUCAUCCACCUUCCUCUGUGUGAUCCUCAACGUCAUUAUUAUGUGUAUGAGCGAGCAAAGCUUGCAAUUCAUGAAAUCAAUAUUGACAUGAAAAGCAAAACUUUUGAGCUUGUGAAAAUUGUCAAUGCUGUAAAGACGCGGUCCGCCGAAUCUCUGAUGUUUUUGACUCUGGCUGUGAAAAAAGUUGGGGCAGCUGAAGAAGAUACUACUGAUGCUAUCACUAUUCAAGCAAUUGUCCAUGAUCCCUUUUAUGCCCCUUGGGAGCUUAAGGAGUGGAGGGUUAAACCAGAGGUGGAGGAGGCUUGAUUGUUCCAUUUCUUCAACUAUAGUGUUGAAUUGCUAUGUCAUGUAGUAUUAAAGAAUAGAGAAUGCUAAUAAUAAUAAUAUUAGUAGUACAACGUCUAUGGACUAGUUUUCUUUAGUGAGAGAGCGAGAGAAAAAGAUCUCGAGAGACUUCCAAGACGAAAUGUGGCUGGA
Messenger RNA from Salvia hispanica, 768 nucleotides. RefSeq lists its product as uncharacterized. NCBI's taxonomy places the organism in Eukaryota, Viridiplantae, Streptophyta, Magnoliopsida, Lamiales, Lamiaceae. The record is from RefSeq and is a predicted model, not a curated record.